Messenger RNA from Branchiostoma floridae (Florida lancelet), 2023 nucleotides. Its product is annotated as ran-binding protein 9-like. The transcript has 13 exons. NCBI's taxonomy places the organism in Eukaryota, Metazoa, Chordata, Leptocardii, Amphioxiformes, Branchiostomatidae. The coding region runs from base 1 to 1887 and encodes 628 amino acids. Gene Ontology annotation, molecular function: protein binding. The record is from RefSeq and is a predicted model, not a curated record. Gene Ontology annotation, biological process: cytoskeleton organization; cell surface receptor signaling pathway. Gene Ontology annotation, cellular component: cytoplasm.
AUGACCGGGUUAACAUCCGGGAUAGUCAGACAGCAGCAGAAGGCCAAGAUGGCGGACAGUGGAGAUAGUUCUGCCGCGGAGAGAAACAAUAGCGCCUCAGAAACCGCUGACGAACGCCUUAAGAGGAUUUACUCAAUGGUCAACGAGAAGGAAACCCCUCUCCCCCGCUCAUGGAGCCCCAAAGACAAGUACAACUUCAUCGGAUUGUCACAGAACAACCUCAGAGUCCACUAUAAAGGGAUUGGUAAGAACCACAAAGAUGCAGCUUCUGUUCGAGCCACACACCCGAUCCCCUCCUCCUGUGGGAUUUACUACUUUGAGGUCAAGAUUGUCAGUAAAGGUCGCGACGGGUACAUGGGAAUUGGACUAUCUGCACAAGGGGUGAACAUGAACAGGUUACCAGGAUGGGACAAGCACUCGUACGGUUACCAUGGUGACGACGGGCACUCCUUCUGCUCCUCGGGUACGGGGCAGCCCUACGGGCCGACCUUCACCACGGGCGACGUGGUGGGCUGCUGCGUCAACCUUAUCGACAACACCUGCUUCUACACCAAGAAUGGGCACAACUUAGGUAUUGCCUUUACGGACUUGCCUCACAAUCUGUACCCAACAGUUGGACUACAGACACCCGGGGAAAUCGUGGAUGCAAAUUUCGGUCAACAGCCUUUUGUUUACGACAUAGAGGACUACAUGAGAGAAUGGCACCAGAAGACUAGAGUCACAAUAGAGAGCUUCCCAGUACCUGAUCACAAGGGGGAAUGGCAGAAAACCUUGCAAAGGAUGGUGUCCACAUACUUGGUGCACCACGGAUACUGUUCAACUGCAGAAGCUUUCGCCAAGAGUACAGGGCAAUCCUUUACAGAGGAACUCACUUCCAUGAAGAAUAGACAAAGAAUACAGAAGUUGGUUUUAGCCGGUCGAAUGGGAGAGGCCAUAGACACCACACAGAGUCUGUACCCAGGACUGCUAGAACGCAACCCCAAUCUCCUUUUCGUGCUCAAGUGCCGUCAGUUUGUUGAAAUGGUUAACGGAACGGACAGUGAAGUUCGGGGACUCAGUGCAAGAAGUCCCAAGUCCCGAAACAGUAGCGGGAGUUCCACGGGUUCCGAGUACAGGUCGUCCCCGAGCCUCAGUCCCAGUCAUCACAGGAUGGACACACAGAGGGCUAACGGCAAGAUAGAGCGCACAUAUGUUACAGGGAACAAGAGUCCUAACACUGGUGAACUCAUCAACACCAAGUCCAACCCCAGUACCUCUGCUAACCAGGACCACGCUAGUGUAGCUGAGAUGAAUGCAGUCAACUCUGUCACCAACGGCUUCUCGUCCAAUCAGGUGGAUGUAGAGAUGGAGGUAGAGGAGUACAACAGUCAGAUGGUGUGUAACGGGGUGUCGAGCAGAGUGAACGACGGAGCCUCCACAUCUUACAUGAACGGCUGCUCACACAACAGCCAGCACAGGGAGGACCUCAUGGAGACAGAUGACUUCGACACAGAUAAGGAGGUACAGAGCCAGAGGAGACAGUUAUGUGGUGGCAGCCAGGCAGCCAUCGAGAAGAUGCUGCAGUUUGGGAGGGAGUUGCAGGGCAUGAGUGUGCAACUCAGGAGGCAGUACGGCAAGAAUGAGGCCAACAAGAAGGUUCUACAGGAUGCCUUCAGUCUCCUGGCCUAUGCAGACCCCUGGAACAGUCCCGUAGGUUACCAGCUGGACACAGUACAGAGGGAGCCUAUCUGUGCUGCACUCAAUAGUGCUAUUCUAGAAUCUCACGGCUUGCCCAGGCAGCCGCCGCUGGAGAAGGCGGUGGGCCACGCCACGGAAUGCCUGAAGCUGAUGUCAAAGGUCGGGAUCGGCUCCUGCGCGUUCGCCAACAUCGAGGACUACUUACGGUGACCAGGCUGCCCCGCAAGCUCUCCCCCCUGUUCUACCCCAGUUGGUUUAGCCCACUAGUAGCCUGUGUUGCACAAUCUCUUGCUAUCAGGGACUGAUCGGGCCUAAGGCCACAGCAAUUUAGUUUGCUGGUUCACGG